AUGGCGGCCCUCCGAUUCUCCAUAUCUACGAAGCGCGCCGUCGGAAGGUUGGCUACGGCUGCUCCUCGAGUUCAAUUGACCAGGACCAUCGUCAGACCUGCGAGUACAGCUUCACAAGCAGCUCAAUCGGCUGGAUCUGGAGCUACCUCAGCUCAAUUGGAUGCCAAAGAUGUUAUCGCCAAAGAAGCAAACUACAUGGUUGCAACAUACUCCCGGCCGAAUAUCAUGUUCGAAAGGGGAGAAGGUUCUUAUUUAUGGGACACAAACAAUAAGAAAUACCUCGACUUCACCGCCGGUAUCGCCGUCAACUCCCUCGGCCACGCAGACAAAGGCGUCACCAGCGUUCUCGCCGAACAAUCCCAAAAACUCAUCCACGUUUGCAACCUCUACCACAAUCCCUGGACCGGCGAACUUUCCCGUCUAAUCAUUGAUACCACCCGAGCUUCCGGCGCCAUGACCGAUGCAUCCCGGGUAUUCAUCUGUAACUCUGGUAGCGAAGCUAACGAAGCCGCUAUCAAGUUCGCUCGAAAAGUUGGGAAGUCUAGCGGUAACGAAAAGAAAAUCGGAUUCGUAUCGUUUCAUAAUUCUUUCCAUGGACGUACGAUGGGGUCUUUGAGUGCUACGCCUAAUGUUAAGUAUCAGAAACCAUUCGGACCUAUGGUUCCUGGGUUUUCGUACGGAAAUCUUAAUGAUGUAGCUGCGAUUCCGGAGUUGGUUACCGAGGAGACCUGUGGUGUGAUCGUGGAGCCGAUCCAGGGUGAAGGGGGUAUUCAUAUUGCCACUGAAGAGUUCUUGGUGGCGUUGAAGAAGAGGUGUCAGGAAGUUGGGGCGGUGUUGAUAUAUGAUGAGAUUCAAUGCGGGUUAGGAAGAACCGGGGAGCUGUGGGCUCAUGGCGCUUUGCCAAAGGAAGCACAUCCUGAUAUUAUGACUACGGCGAAGGCACUGGGGAAUGGAGUCCCCAUCGGAGCUACGAUUGUGACGGAACAAGUUGCUGAGAAGAUUGUUAUUGGAGAUCAUGGGACAACAUUUGGUGGGAAUCCGUUGGCGGCGAGGGUUGCGCAUCAUGUAUUAGGAAGGUUGUCGUCGAAGGAGAUGUUGAAGGAGAUUCAAAGGAAAGGAGAGGUUUUCAAGACACAAUUGGAGAAGCUUAAGGAGAAAUACCCUGGUUUGAUAUCAGAGAUCAGAGGGAGGGGGUUGAUUAUUGGAGUACAGUUGACGAAGGAUCCGGCGGAGAUUGUCACGGAGUGUAGGGAUAAGGGAUUAUUGAUCUUGACGGCGGGGAAGAAUACGUUGAGGAUUGUGCCGCCGUAUAUUAUCACGGAUGAGCAGAUUCAUCAGGGACUAGAUAUUUUGGAGGGUAUUUUGGCGAAGUCUGCGUAA
Molecule: messenger RNA, 1380 nt
Organism: Orbilia oligospora ATCC 24927
Lineage: Eukaryota; Fungi; Ascomycota; Orbiliomycetes; Orbiliales; Orbiliaceae
Exons: 3
Coding region: 1-1380 (459 amino acids)
Biological process (GO): arginine metabolic process
Cellular component (GO): mitochondrial matrix
Molecular function (GO): identical protein binding; pyridoxal phosphate binding; transaminase activity
Source: RefSeq, a predicted model, not a curated record